Messenger RNA from Cajanus cajan (pigeon pea), 660 nucleotides. The record is from RefSeq and is a predicted model, not a curated record. NCBI's taxonomy places the organism in Eukaryota, Viridiplantae, Streptophyta, Magnoliopsida, Fabales, Fabaceae.
AUGGGGGAUAUUAUGAGGAGUGUGUUUGGGGUGUUGGUGGUUGUUGUGAUCGUAAGUCCUUGUUUGGCUAAUGUGAGAAACGAUUUUCAUGAGACAAGGGAAGGCGUUGUUAACUCUACCACUCGAUUUUCUCAGGGAAACCGUGGUUUGGGUGGAGAUGUUGGUGGAAGUGAGAGAAACUCAUCGGAAAUGUUAUUGGGUGAAAGGAAGUUUAGUGGGGGAAAUGGUGGGAGUGGAGGAGGUGGUGGUGGAGGGAAUGGAAGUGGGAGUGGAAAAGGUGGACAUAAAGGACGAAAAAGAGGUGGAGGAAGUGGUGGAGGAGGUGGGGGUGGAGGAGGGUCAGGUGGUGGUGGUGGUGGAGGAAAUGGAGGAGGUCAUGGAUGGGGAGGAGGAAGUGGGAGUGGUGGAGGUGGAGGAGGAGGAGGAGGGGGUGGUGGAAGUGGGGGAGGUGGAGGAGGUGGUGGUGGUGGUGGCGUUGAAGCACAUGAUCUUUUUAUUCGAAUAGUUAUAAUGUUCAUACCCAUAUUGCCCACACUUCUUGCAUCUACUAAUAGGUGUAGAAACAAAGCCUCUUACACUAGCAGUACCAUUCAUGAAAAAGCCUCUAACAACAAACUUACUUCCAUUGCCUCUAGCACGAUUCCCUUGAAACUUGGCUGA